Molecule: messenger RNA, 2358 nt
Organism: Lathyrus sativus (Indian pea)
Lineage: Eukaryota; Viridiplantae; Streptophyta; Magnoliopsida; Fabales; Fabaceae
Source: the annotation of a GenBank genome assembly
AUGUUGCAGUUUCAUCCUCAAGGAGCUUCUAAACAGACCUGUACUGUUCUUGCUGUUACUUCUGAAACACGUUCUGUUGAGCAGAAGCACCCGCCAAAUCAUAGAAAAUAUCCUUUCCCUGAGUUGGUUUCUUCGGGGCGUCUUGAGGUGCAAACUCUCUGCAAUCCGGAAAAGGAACAAUUUCGUAAAGUUCUUGAAUCAUAUCAGCCUAGUUUUGUCUACUUACAAGGAGAGAAGUUAGCAAACGGGGAAGUUGGUCCAUUGGUUUGGCAAUGUGUGGAAUUAUCCACUCCUGAAGAUAUAUCGAAGCUCUUCGGUACCACAUUGCCGACUGUUGUUUACUUAGAAAUACGAAAUGGAGAAAGUUUUGCGGAGGCCCUUCAUCUUAAGGGCAUCCCAUAUGUUGUAUUUUGGAAGAAUUCCUUUUCUCAAUAUGCUGCCUGCCAUUUUCGUCAAGCAUUUUUUUCAGUGGUGCAGAGUUCAUGUACACAUACAUGGGAUGCUUUCCACCUUGCACAUGCUUCUUUCAAACUUUACUGUGUUCAAAAUAACCAAGUACUUCUUACUGAUAGCAAUGAUGCUGAUAGCGAUAUGGGGCCACACCUUCUUGGUGACUGUCUCAAAAUCAUUGUUGACCCUCCAGAGAUUGGUGAAGAAGAAGAAGAAGACGACGAUGAUGAAGAAAGUUCCUCCAGCAGUCUUCCUUCUAUACAGAUUCAUGAUGAUGAAAUGAACUUGAGAUUUCUCAUCUGUGGUGUACCUUCCACUGUCGACGAGUCAUUGCUGAGAUGUUUGGAGGACGGACUCAGAACUCUAUUAACUAUUGAAAUACGUGGUUGCAAGCUCCAUGGCAAGUAUAGUGCCCCUCCACCACCUCUUCAGGCAGCUUCUUUUUCACGUGGAGUUGUGACCAUGCGAUGUGAUAUAUCAACCUGCAGUUCUGCCCAUAUCUCACUUCUAGUAUCUGGCAGUGCACAAGCCUGUUUUAAUGAUCAGCUCUUGGAGAAUCAUAUAAAAAAUGAGAUAAUUGAGAAGAGUCAAAUAGUUCACGCACAACACAACAACGAAGCAAACAAACAGAUUAUCUCCGAACCUCGCAGAUCUGCUUCAAUAGCUUGUGGAGCAACUAUAUUUGAAAUUACCAUGAGGCUUCCUCAAUGGGCUUUGCAGAUUUUGCGACAGCUAGCACCUGAUGUUUCUUAUCGAAGUUUAGUUGCACUUGGCAUUGCUAGUAUUCAAGGGUUGCCUGUUGCUUCUUUUGAGAAAGAUGACGCGGAGCGCUUACUUUUCUUCUAUCAAAGCUCAGAGAAAGAUGGAUGUGCAAAUGAUAAUAUAGUUUUCAGCAGGCCCCCCAUUUGGUUGAAACCUCCCCCUCCUACAAGAAAGAGAUGCGAAUUAAGCCAAGGGGCUAGCCAUGACAUACACGAUGUGGUCUUCGCAGGGCAGGGUGCUGUAAAAAAAGAAGAUGGAAAGGAAAAGGAUAUGAAAAUGGUGAAUGGGAUUAGUACACCAUUAACUCCAGCUAGGCAGAGAUUAAAAGUAUCUGCAAUGAGGCCAAUUCCUCAUGUUCGUCGUCAUAGAAUGACACCUUUUUCUGGACCUUCUGAGAUAGAUAGUUUCGGUGGUGCCCAUGUUGAAGCUAAUGUGCCACUUGUCCCUAUGAAGCGCAGUAGUAUUGGAACAUCAUCUGCGGCCCAUAGAAAAUCAUUCUCAAGCUCAGCUCAUUCUAAGCAGGUUAUUUCAUUGAAUCCAUUACCGUUGAAGAAACACGGUUGUAGCAGAGGCCCAGUACAGACUUGCUCUGAGGAUGAAUUUAUUAAGGAUGUCAUGGAGUUUCUGAUUCUCCGGGGGCAUAGCCGAUUGAUUCCCCAAGGAGGGCUUUCCGAGUUCCCUGAUGCCAUUCUGAAUGGAAAGCGCCUUGAUCUCUACAACCUAUAUAAAGAGGUGGUCACAAGGGGAGGAUUUCAUGUUGGCAAUGGCAUCAACUGGAAGGGGCAAAUCUUUUCAAAGAUGGGAAAUUACACAUCAACCAAUAGAAUGACUGGAGUUGGAAAUACACUCAAAAGACAUUAUGAAACCUACCUUUUAGAAUAUGAAUUAGCACACGAUGAUGUGGAUGGAGAAUGCUGCUUGUUGUGUCACAGUAGUGCUGCCGGGGAUUGGGUGAAUUGCGGCAUAUGUGGUGAGUGGGCUCACUUCGGCUGUGACAGACGGCAGGGUCUUGGCGCAUUUAAGGAUUAUGCAAAAACAGAUGGGUUGGAAUAUAUAUGUCCUCAUUGUAGUAUUACAAAUUUCAAGAAAAAACAAAGUGUUGCUAAUGGAUAUUCGCAUGGGUCAAUGUCAUCAAGACCCCUUUGA